CCAAAAAAUAUUGAUAAAAAUAAAUAAUUACAAGUGAUUACAAGUAACUAGAGAUUGUUUUUGAAAAUUUAAUUAUUUAAAUGAGAGCAGUAAUUAUUAAUAAUUAAAAAUAAUAAAAAAAAAAAUGUCGAGUCCAAGAUCUCAGGGUUCACCCGCAAGAUCAUACUCCAGUAGAUCCAGCGGCUCAAAAUCCCGGAGUCCGAGUCCUAGAUCAGGAUCUCCAGGUUCAGUUGCCUCCAACGCAUCCCAUAAUUCCCCUGGAUCCGAGCGCAGUCAUCAGAGCAACCGCAGCAGAUCUAGCAAAGCAGCAUCUCCAGCAAGCCGUAGAUCAUCACCAGGUUCACCUAAAAGCCAUCGUUCAAAUUCCCGAUCUAGAUCACGAUCGAGAUCCAGAUCAGCGUCAGCAGAGAGCAAUAAUUCGAACCAUAGCUCCCGUAGCAGAUCACAAACUCCAACAAGUCAGCGAAAUAAAUCCAGAUCUCCAACAGGUACCGCAAGAACCGCCGGUUCUAGAUCGCGAUCUCAUUCUGGAUCUCCUGCUAGUGUAAAGGGAGCAAGAUCCAGAUCUAGAUCACAUUCUGGAUCACCAACAAGUCCAAGGAAUGAUAAAUCUAGAUCAGUUACACCUGCCAGCACUAAAGGAGCAAGAUCUAGAUCAAGAUCACGAUCUGGAUCACGAGCUACAUCAAGACACGCUGGAUCUAGAUCAAGAUCAAGAUCUAGAUCACGUGGAACUUCAAGAAAUGCUGGGUCUAGAUCAAGAUCUAGAUCUAGAUCACGAGCUACAUCAAGAAAUGCUGGAUCUAGAUCAAGAUCUAGGUCUAAAUCUGCUGGAACAUCAAGAAACGCUGGAUCUAGAUCAAGAUCUAGAUCAAAAUCACCUGGAACUUCAAGAAAUGCUGGAUCUAGAUCAAGAUCUAGAUCAAAAUCACCUGGAACAUCAAAAGUAGAUCAGGAAUCACGACCAGCAUCACCUGGUAGCACAAAAACAGCAAGAUCUAGAUCUAGAUCUCCAUCUCCCAAAGCUGUCAGUUCACCAAAUCACCAGGAAGCAAAAUCCGGUGACGACAGCGACAUAGAAGUGACGAAACGUAAACGGACUACCCGCGAAGGAAGCGGAUCUGCGUCAGAAUCUGAGAAAAACGUGAAACGUCACCGCGCUCUUAUUGACACUGACUCCGAGGACGAGCCGCCAGCCUCAGACAAACCGACCGCCGACGCCCUCUUCGGGGACGCUUCGGACAUCAGCUCGGAUGACGACAAAGAAAAAUCACCAGAAAAAUCAAAGUCCAAAUCACGAUCUAGAUCCAGGUCUAAAUCCAGAUCAAGAUCUCGCUCUAGAUCCCGAGAACGGUCCUCUCGAUCCAGGAGUCUGAGUCGCGAACGCGGGGAUCUAGAGCAGCGAGAAGAUCCUGAGGAGAAAGAGAAGGAAGAGGAACCGGAACCUCCCCCAGAGACGAGGAUCGACGUCGAAAUUCCGAAGAUCUCAACUGAUCUUGGUCGGGAGAUCCAUUUUGUCAAGCUGCCAAAUUUCUUGUCCGUCGAGACCCGGCCGUUUGACCACGAGACCUACGAGGAUGAGAUCGACGAGGAAGAGACUCUAGAUGAGGAGGGCAGAGCCAGACUUAAACUUAAAGUAGAAAAUACUAUUAGGUGGAAAGACGUCUUUGGAGAAGAUGGCAAGCCGGCCAAAGAGAGCAACGCGAGGUUCGUGAGGUGGUCGGAUGGCAGCAUGAGCCUUCACCUGGGCUCCGAGAUAUUCGAUGUCUAUAAACAGCCGCUCCAGGGUGACCACAACCAUCUUUAUAUAAGACAAGGUACUGGUCUGCAGGGCCAAGCGGUCUUCCGGACCAAACUUACCUUCAGGCCUCACUCUACUGAGUCGUUUACUCACCGGAAGAUGACGAUGUCGCUGGCUGACAGGUCCCAGAAGGCCUCGGGUAUUAAAGUACUGAGUCAUGUCGGCGCUAAUCCUGAUCAGAAUCGGUAUGAGAUGAUCAAGAAGGAGGAAGAGAAGCUGAGGAUGGCCAUGAAAAAUCAGAGCAAGGUCAAGAAAAUUGGAAGUGGGAGGGGCGCGGGAAGAAGUGCUGGUUAUGCUGCUGAUAAUUAUAAUGACGAUGGGUCUGAUGACGAGGGAGCCAUUUCACUGGCAGCUAUCAAGAGCAAGUUUAAGAAAGGGACUAAAGUCGCUGCUUCAAAUAUAUAUUCAUCUGACGAAGAAGGAUCCGAUUUCGAGACAACAAGACCCAGAAAGAGUGUAAAAGGCAAAGUGCUAAAAGAUUCCGACGAAGAGUCCAACGCGACUUCAAACAGCGGAUCCGAGAGCGCUGGAGAUAACGAUAACGCCGACGCUAAUAGUGAUUAAUUUACUCUACAAUUAAUAUCUCUCUCGAAUUUAUAAAACAAAAAUAAAUUUUUUAUAUUAAUGUUCACUCGAA
Messenger RNA from Microplitis demolitor, 2438 nucleotides. RefSeq names its product another transcription unit protein (gene Atu). The coding region runs from base 125 to 2365 and encodes 746 amino acids. NCBI's taxonomy places the organism in Eukaryota, Metazoa, Arthropoda, Insecta, Hymenoptera, Braconidae. The transcript is spliced from 3 exons. The record is from RefSeq and is a predicted model, not a curated record. Gene Ontology annotation, molecular function: RNA polymerase II C-terminal domain phosphoserine binding. Gene Ontology annotation, cellular component: nucleus; Cdc73/Paf1 complex. Gene Ontology annotation, biological process: transcription elongation by RNA polymerase II; positive regulation of transcription elongation by RNA polymerase II.